CCAAUUAAACCCUGAUAAGGUAUUAGUCACGCACACUUUCGAAUUUCCCAAAACUAUCCCAUCAUAAACUUUUAACUUCUAAUAUAUCAACGACUUCCAGAACAUCAUCUUACCGACAAAACAACCACCUGUCGGUAUGUCGCAUAAACGCGGUCGCAAUCUAACCUACUGCGCAUCCUGCUAAUCAAUCAAUUCUAGAUAUUCAAAAUGUCUAACGCAGAACUCGCCAGCUCCUACGCCGCGUUGAUCCUCGCCGAUGACGGUGUUGACAUCACUGUACGAAUUCCUAUAUUCUCGAGAUCUGGAGAACUAUGAUACUCGAUUGGGUGGACAAGUGGCUGACUCGAUAAUAAUAGGCCGACAAAUUGCAAAGUCUCAUCAAGGCCGCCGGUAUUGAGGAUGUUGAGCCAAUCUGGACCUCAUUGUUCGCCAAGGUAUGCGAUUAAAAUUCACACAACUGAGAUGGGAACGAGGAAAUCAUGGUCCAGUACUGAUUGUUGGAAAUUGUAGGCUCUUGAGGGAAAGGAUGUUAAGGACCUUUUGUUGAACGUCGGAUCCGGUGGUGGAGCCGCCCCAGCUGCUGCUGGUGCCGCUGCCAGUGGUGACGCCUCUGCCCCAGCUGAGGAGAAGAAGGAAGAGAAAGAAGAGGGUACGAUAAUUCUUACAAAUUUGCGCACCUCAGCAAAUUCAUUUACUAACUACUUUUACAGCCAAGGAGGAAUCAGACGAGGAUAUGGGUUUCGGUCUUUUCGACUAAAUAUUCAUCUCACCUUUUCUCUCUGUACUUUCAAAUGCAUGGCCACGGUAUAUCUUCCCUCGGUGCAAUAUUGGGCUGGUAAGGGUAGCUUCCAUAAAUAAGCAAGCAU
Molecule: messenger RNA, 866 nt
Organism: Sclerotinia trifoliorum
Lineage: Eukaryota; Fungi; Ascomycota; Leotiomycetes; Helotiales; Sclerotiniaceae
Source: the annotation of a GenBank genome assembly